Molecule: messenger RNA, 1928 nt
Organism: Drosophila pseudoobscura
Lineage: Eukaryota; Metazoa; Arthropoda; Insecta; Diptera; Drosophilidae
Exons: 6
Coding region: 920-1633 (237 amino acids)
Source: RefSeq, a predicted model, not a curated record
CACAAAGAGAGGCGAUUGAAAACCUUGCUCACCAAAAGCUCUUCUUUGGCCGUAGGCCGUUGUAUUCCAGUGUUAAAACAUUAAAAGCUGCGCUGGAAAAAGGACAACAGUUAAAUAGAAGAUACCAACACUAUUGGUAUCCAGCAGAACAUAGUACACCACGCAGGUCGCGGUGGAUACGCCGUGAAUACGAGUACUACUCCGUACGAACUCCACACCGUUUUGGCACAAUUCUCCCCCACACGCACACACUCUCGUCCGCUGCUUAUACUCUACACACAAUCGCACACGUUCCGUUCGCACACAGAGCAAAAAGUCGAUUUUUCACCAACAAAAAGUGUUGUAUAUGUGGAAAGUUUUGAAUUGCCAGCCAUAAAAUGGAACUGCAAGUGCAAUAAUCGAAGGUGGACGAAGUGCAGCGCUAUCAGCAGGCGACAGAGAGGAGCACACGGCGAGCCGCCAGGGAUGUGCACACUCCAACUCCACCAUUGGGGCCGCUCGUAGUGCUGAGCUCAUCGUUUGUAUGAGAAAAGUUUGUAUCAGCCACGCCACCCCCGCCAACGCCACAGCACGGCACAGCACAGCUCCUCCUCACCUCACCCUCCUAGUUGUACAACCACCAAGAGUCCCCCGGGUUCCAGUCGAACUGUUGUUCUGUGAUGAGAUGUUGGUGAUAAUAAGUGUGAUUCCCAGCCCAAAUGGUGGCUGUGGCUGUCCCCGUGCCUAGGCGGCUUUGGACCCGGACCCGGACCGAGAAGCAUCCCACAACGGCAACAAAAACAAAAAGAAUUAACGUCCAGAAUUAGCCGAUUGCAGCCUGAGUGCAGAGCAGCAACGGAGCGUCCAAGAGCAUCACAACGACAACAACGAGGAGGACCCGGCUCCGGACCCGGACCAGGUCGAAGAUUAGGCAGUGCACAUGGCGGGCGGGAGGGUCCUGUGCGCAACGCUGCUGGCCUGGCUGACGUUCCUCACAGUCACCCACUCGGUGCGCAUCACGAAUCUGCGGGUGCCGCACACCUACACACUCGAACGUGAUAACGAACCCGAUCCUCUGGUACUCGACUGCGAGUACGAAAUAGAGCCGAGCGAGAAGGGAUUUGUGCUGAAGUGGCUGUUCAACAAUCACUCCAUCUACCAAUGGAUACCCUCUGUGAAGGGGUUCGCCAUGGGCUUCAUGAAGUCGAAGAUAGACACCAAAAUAUUCAGCAUGGAGGGCAGUCCCGGUGUUAUAUCGAUAAAGAAUCCCGACUGGAACAUGACGGGGGAGUACACCUGUGCCGUGCAGACCUUUGAGACCACGGACAAGCGGAGUGCCCGCUUACAAAUAAUCGUUCCUGAGUCGGAUUUCAUGCUGGAGGCACGAAUGGGCGGCCCACAGUCGGAUGUGGACAUAAUGUGUGCGGUUCAACACGUCUUUCCACAGCCGAUACUGUCGGUCAUGUUCGACACCCAUAUACUGGAUUUGGUGCUAACGGAGCUGGACCAGGACCCCAGUGGCCUCUACAGCAUGACUGUGCGUACGCGCAUUCCUAGAGAUCAACUCGAAUCCCCCACACCGAUAACCUGUGCGUUUAUCCUGAUCGGCACGAACUACACCAAGCGCCGGGAGACUAUUUUCUAUGGUAAGUAGAGAUAAGGCCUCAACUAUACAACGCAAGUGGACAACGGUCGCCGUGGUCAUGUCGAUCGCAUCCCUAGCUCUAAGCAGUUAGUUUGGUAGUGUCCUUUGGUGUAGUGUAGGCUAUAUUUGUUUUUUUUUUUAUGUUUCGUAUAGACGUGUUUAACGACUUUUCAUUUUUAAUAGAAUUUUAACGGAUAAACGUAAUUUUUUGCGGUAUUUUUAAAAAAAGCGCUUAUUUUGUAAAUGCAUGUAAUUGUAAGGGAAUCGAAACGAAACGAAGCGAAAACUAGACACCACAAAAAAA